Malus domestica (apple) is the source of this 600-nucleotide messenger RNA. RefSeq names its product plasmodesmata-located protein 3-like. Lineage: Eukaryota; Viridiplantae; Streptophyta; Magnoliopsida; Rosales; Rosaceae. Gene Ontology annotation, cellular component: plasmodesma. The record is from RefSeq and is a predicted model, not a curated record. Gene Ontology annotation, biological process: transport of virus in multicellular host; plasmodesmata-mediated intercellular transport.
AUGGAUUCAACUCUUCUCCGUUUUGCAUCACUACUACUUAUUUCUCUCACAUCAUCUGCAAACCCUAAUUCCGACUACAACAGUUUGGUAUACACAAAAUGUGCAAAUCGAACGUUUGCAACUCCCCCAACUAAAUCGCAAGUCCCACGACAAACCCUUUCGUCUCUUUUGCAACAACUAACAUCACAUUCCUCCCAAUCCAAGUUCUACAGGCAUGCCGAAGCCGGCUUAGACAACAACGAGGCUGGUUCGGCUCGUGUUCAGCUGCAUGGAUGCUACGUGCACUACGAGCUCGAUGGGGUCGACUCAGAGCCUUUUAACGAUAGAUUAAUGCACAAGACUUAUGGGGAGGAUUUGGCAAAUGGGGUGGCGGCGGUGUUCGAGGAGAUGAGAGACGCUGCGUUUGCUGCCUUGGAGAGCGAAGUUGCUGACGGUGGUGGGUUUUGCAAAACGGGGUAUGAGGCGGUGCAAGUGAUGGCGCAAUGUUCCGGGGGCUUGGGGGGAUGUGAGUGUGGAAAGUGUGUGGGUAGGGCGGUGCAAAUUGCAGAAGAGGAAUGUGGUGGCGCUGUUUCUGGGCAGAUUUAUUUGGAGGAGUGUUGA